Molecule: messenger RNA, 1281 nt
Organism: Penicillium pulvis
Lineage: Eukaryota; Fungi; Ascomycota; Eurotiomycetes; Eurotiales; Aspergillaceae
Product: NEDD8-activating protein UBA3
Exons: 6
Coding region: 1-1281 (426 amino acids)
Biological process (GO): protein neddylation
Cellular component (GO): nucleus; cytoplasm
Molecular function (GO): NEDD8 activating enzyme activity
Source: RefSeq, a predicted model, not a curated record
AUGGCUACAGCUGUUAUUGGAUCAUCAGGUGACAAAGGCCGUUGGAAUCACCUGUACAAGGUCCUAUCCAAGCCUGGUCCUUUCAGUGAUGAGGACUGGGUACCAGGACAAGGUACAAUUAAUACCCUGGAAUCCUCCAAAAUUCUUGUGAUCGGAGCUGGUGGACUAGGCUGCGAAAUUCUGAAGAAUCUUGCGCUCUCAGGGUUCAAAGAUAUCCAUGUCAUUGAUAUGGACACUAUUGAUAUCUCAAAUCUCAACCGACAGUUUUUAUUUCGCCAAGCUGAUAUCGGCAAGCCCAAAGCAGAAGUUGCUGCUGCCUUUGUGGAGAAGCGAGUAAAGGGAGUCAAUAUCACGCCUUACGUUGGCAAGAUUCAGGAUAAAGAUGAGGAUUACUACAUGCAAUUUAAGAUCAUCAUCUGCGGCCUUGACAGCAUCGAGGCUCGCCGCUGGAUCAAUUCUACUCUAGUUGGGAUGGUUGAUUUCGAAAACCCCGAGAGUCUCAAGCCUCUCAUUGAUGGUGGAACUGAAGGAUUCAAGGGACAGGCUCGUGUAAUCUUGCCAACUCUUUCAUCAUGCAUUGAGUGCCAGCUAGAUAUGCAUGCCCCUCGACCUGCAGUGCCUCUCUGUACCAUUGCUACUAUUCCUCGUCAGCCCCAGCACUGCAUCGAAUGGGCGCACCAGAUUGCCUGGCAAGAAAAACGAAAAGAUGAUACAUUUGACAGCGAUGACAUGGAGCACAUCUCCUGGGUGUAUAAUGAAGCUCUGCAACGAGCUCAGCAUUUUCAUAUUCAUGGUGUGACCUUCCAGAUGACCCAGGGAGUAGUGAAGAACAUUAUUCCAGCCAUCGCAUCGACGAAUGCAGUGAUCGCAGCAUCCACGACAUCCGAGGUGUUGAAAAUUGCCACCUCCUGCAACCCAUAUCUCGACAACUACAUGAUGUAUGCUGGCGAAGAGGGUGUUUACACAUACACGUUCGAGGCAGAGAAGAAAGAGGAUUGUCCCGUGUGUGGCAACCUUGCCCGUAAGAUGGAUGUGGAUGCAAACAUGACGUUGGGCGAAUUUAUUGAGAGUCUCGGCGAGAAGGCUGAGGCCCAAUUAAAGAAGCCAAGUCUUCGGACAGAGGAAAGAACGCUUUACCAGCGUUUCCCGCCUCAGUUAGAGGAGCACACAAGGCCAAACCUCCGACUGAAGCUGGGUGAGCUCGUCGAGAAUGGCCAGGAGAUUGCGGUCAGUGAUCCAGCCUACACGAUCGACUUCCGCUACCGACUUCACUUCAAAUAA